GCGGCCCCCAAAAAAUCACUGAAAAGAAAAGGAGGAAGAGUCAAACCUCUGAAUCUCUCUCAGAAGCAGAAGAAGAAGAAUAAGAAGAAGAAGAAGAAGAAGAAGGAAGAAGAGAAGACGAUGAAGAAGCGAGUGAUUACCGCGUGGGGAGCGGCGAUUGUAAUCUUCCUGGUUCUAAUGAUCGUCACUCCGACAAUCCCUCAAUCUCAGGCCUACCACGAUUUCGCCGAUCAACGCUCCUUCUUCGGGAUCCCGAAUGCUCUGAACGUCGUUUCCAACUUCCCUUUCCUCAUCAUCGGCCUUGUCGGUCUCGUCCUCUGCUAUUACCCAGAUGAUUACUUCAGACUUAGUUUGCGAGGUGAGAAAUUGGGAUGGACUUGCUUUUUCGUCGGUGUGGCGGCUGUUGCUUUCGGAUCUUCUUACUAUCAUCUCCACCCAGACGAUGCUCGUCUUGUCUGGGAUCGUCUUCCUAUGACUAUUGCCUUCACAUCAAUCAUGGCUAUAUUUGUAAUCGAGAGGAUCGAUGAGCACAAGGGUACUUACUCCAUUGUUCCUCUGCUUCUCGCUGGCCUUGUUAGCAUUUUGUAUUGGAGGUUUUUCGAUGAUCUUCGUCCUUAUGCUCUAGUCCAGUUUGUUCCCUGCAUUGUCAUUCCACUUAUGGCUAUUCUAUUACCUCCAAUGUAUACACAUUCCACGUAUUGGCUCUGGGCUGCAGGAUUCUAUCUCCUAGCAAAAGUGGAAGAAGCUGCAGAUAAGCCGAUAUAUAGCUGGACGCAUCAUAUUCUCAGUGGCCACUCUUUAAAGCAUUUGUGCGCCGCUAUGGUCCCUGUCUUCCUUACCCUCAUGCUUGCAAAAAGAACUGUUCAAACCGAGAGGAUUAGCCUGUAUAAGACAUGGAAGAUAUCAUGGAAAGGAUCCGAGGAAGAGAGCUUGGAGUGUACCUACUCCAACGUAGCAGUCGAAGAGACUCGGUAGGUUAUGUUGGUGACACUCGUAUAAAAGAUUACUUGCUAAUAGAUUUAGUUAUAGGCUGAUAAUCCACUUGGAAACUCAUGAAGCUUUUGUAAUCUUUCAUAGUGCGAACACACUUUUGAUGUUUAUUCCUGUAACCUUUCAUA
Eutrema salsugineum is the source of this 1118-nucleotide messenger RNA. RefSeq lists its product as uncharacterized. Bases 121 to 975 code for a protein of 284 amino acids. The record is from RefSeq and is a predicted model, not a curated record. Lineage: Eukaryota; Viridiplantae; Streptophyta; Magnoliopsida; Brassicales; Brassicaceae. The transcript has 7 exons.